Molecule: messenger RNA, 252 nt
Organism: Naegleria fowleri
Lineage: Eukaryota; Heterolobosea; Eutetramitea; Acrasida; Naegleriidae
Exons: 2
Coding region: 1-252 (83 amino acids)
Source: RefSeq, a predicted model, not a curated record
AUGAUUUUUGUACUUGCUACUCUAUUGGUUCAAAUAAGGAACAGAAAAAGCUCUUUUGAAAAAAAGACUCAACGACCGCCGCCUAUUACUUGCAGUGAAUUCGACACUUCUGUCAAAAAGAUUCAAACCACAAGAAGACCAUUGUAUUCUCUCUCGUUCAUUUCCAUUAGAAAUCAGAUUUUAACUCUUCUGAUUGAUUCUCAAAAGAUAUCCAUCUUGCGUGUGCUAUUUCUGCAUAUUUGUCAAGAGUGA